GUUUUGUUUCUUUGGUUUAUUGUUUGAUUGAAGUAAGAAAGCAGUAAUGGUCUGUUUCAAUUUCAAUGAGAUGAAGACGAAGAAGACUCUCAUUGGACUUGGAUUAGGACAGAUCAUCUCGCUUCUCUCUACUUUAAUUGCCUCUAUUGCCUCUGAGAUCGCCAGAAAAGGGAUUAGUGCUCCAACAUCUCAGACGUUUCUGGGUUAUGUGUCACUUGCAAUCGUCUAUGGAGGUAUCAUGCUGUAUCGAAGAUCCGCAAUUAAAGUGAAGUGGUAUCACUAUUUUCUCCUUGCUGUUGUUGAUGUGGAGGCGAACUUUCUCGGUGAGAAAGAACUCUUCUUUUGUCCCACUCUUUGGCCUGAGCACUGAUCCUGGGUUUUCAUGUUUUUUGUUGAGUAUCAUGAGUUUUUGAGUCAUCUCCAUUGCUUCCAUAGUUGUCAAGGCAUUUCAGAACACAUCGAUGACUAGUAUCAUGCUACUGGAUUGCUGGGCGAUCCCUUGCGUUUUGGUCUUGACUUGGGUUUUCCUGAAAACAAGAUACAGAUUGAUGAAGAUCAGUGGUGUUGUUAUCUGUAUUGUUGGUGUCGUCAUGGUAGUUUUCUCAGACGUCCAUGCAGGGGAUCGAGCUGGUGGAAGUAAUCCUGUCAAAGGAGAUUUUCUUGUUAUAGCUGGAGCUACCUUGUAUGCUGUCAGUAAUGUCACUGAGGAGUUCCUAGUGAAGAAUGCAGACGUGACUGAGCUCAUGGCUUUUUUGGGCCUUUUCGGCGCAAUUAUUGCUGCCAUUCAGAUAAGCAUAUUUGAACGUGGUGCAGUCAGAGCUAUUCAGUGGUCAACUGAGGCGAUUUUACUUUACAUUGGAGGCGCACUCGGGUUAUUUCUGUUUUACACAUUAAUCACAAUCUUAAUCAAGAAUAAUGGUUCAACAAUGUUCAACCUCUCGUUGCUCACAUCAGACAUGUGGGCUAUUUUGAUCCGCACUUUUGGUUACCACGAAAAGGUUGAUUGGCUCUACUUCUUGGCAUUUGCUACUACAGCUACUGGACUGAUCAUAUACUCAAUGAAGGAGAAAGAUGAGGAGGAACAAAGAAGUGGAGAAGUGGUAAGUGAGAGGAGGAAGCUGUUCGAUGAGGAGGAUGGUGACUCGCUCCACAGCAACCUUAUAGAUGCUUCCACCUGAAACCUAAUCAAAUCAAAGCCUCUGGUUUUUACUUGUCUAUAACAUUGACUGUGACUUGUGGGAUAUAUGAUUAUUAUUUUUCACACUUUUGGGUUGGAGGAGUCCACAAGUUUGUACAUUUCUCUCCCAAACUUUGGUAACUGUAAAGAAGGAAAAAUGUAUUUGAUACAAAGAUUAGUUUCAAAUGGUGUUAGUGAAGUAAAUAACUGUACCUCAA
This is a messenger RNA of Arabidopsis thaliana (thale cress), 1395 nucleotides long. Its product is annotated as solute carrier family 35 protein (DUF914). The record is from RefSeq and is marked reviewed. NCBI's taxonomy places the organism in Eukaryota, Viridiplantae, Streptophyta, Magnoliopsida, Brassicales, Brassicaceae. Gene Ontology annotation, molecular function: transmembrane transporter activity. Gene Ontology annotation, biological process: transmembrane transport. The coding region runs from base 462 to 1178 and encodes 238 amino acids. The transcript has 10 exons. Gene Ontology annotation, cellular component: membrane; endomembrane system.